Ctenocephalides felis (cat flea) is the source of this 3942-nucleotide messenger RNA. RefSeq names its product integrator complex subunit 4-like. Gene Ontology annotation, biological process: snRNA processing. NCBI's taxonomy places the organism in Eukaryota, Metazoa, Arthropoda, Insecta, Siphonaptera, Pulicidae. The record is from RefSeq and is a predicted model, not a curated record. The transcript has 16 exons. Gene Ontology annotation, cellular component: integrator complex. The coding region runs from base 81 to 2939 and encodes 952 amino acids.
GCUCUCUGUAAGCUUAUUCUGUAUUCGAUAUAAUUUAACAUCUGUUUUAGACAUUUAUAAACGAUUUUUAAAUCUCUAAAAUGACAGCUUUACUAAAAAAAAGAGCUUCGGCUUUAUAUUCGCAAACUGUACAGGAAUCAGCAAAAUCGUCUCCUCAUAAAAUUAAAGUAAUAAGAAAAUCUGUAUCUAAUAGCAGUUCUGGAGCAGUUUAUAUAAAUCUUUUAAAACAAAGCAAAAGUAGCAAUGAAUCAUUGCAAUUACUUUUACGGGUUUCAGACAGUUUACAAAUUGACGAGUCAGAUAUUCCUGAUAUUUUACUCAAAUUGAGAGAACAAUAUCUAAAAGAGAACGAAUCAGCAGUUAGAGUUAAAAUUGUAUCAUUGAUAGGUGACAUAGGAUCUCAAGCAGUUACAUGUAUAAAGGUUUUAAUUGAUGAGACGAUAAAUUUACUACAGAGAGAAACAUCAAGUAAAGUAACAGCUCAAGGACUUACAACAUUAUUGAGGCUCGGAGAAUUAUGUGAAAAGAUUCCACUACAUUGUAUAAGUAGCAUUGAAUUGGCCAAUGAUAUUUUAAAUGGAAGGAGUAAUUUAGUGAGCAAGCAUAAUUCAAUUGUUCAAAAAAAUGCAUUGAAAUUACUUUCAAUUUUGUUACCGGUAUCUGAGGCAGCAGAAGUUAUGAAGCUUUUUGCAAGUUUUGCAUAUUCACAAGAUGCAAGAGUUCGAUCAGCUGCAAUAAAUUCUAUGUUAAAGUUACAUUCUCGCGGAGCUAUAUUGGAUCCAAAGUUAUUUUUUAUUGCAACUGAAGCAUUAAAGGAUGAUUAUGAAUGUGUCAGAAAGGAAGCUCUUAACAUAAUAGCUGAGUUGGGAAACACACACCCCGAGCACAUGAUAUUGGUGCCUGAAACAGAUUCUGAAUUGAGAUUAAUUGAUGCAGCGUUUGGUCAUGUUUGCAGUGCGGUUUGCGAUUUAAUUGUACGGAUUCGUGUACAAGCUGCGGGUUUGCUAGGAACAAUGAUAAAGGUUGGACCUACCUUUUUGAUUCAAACUUUAGAUAAAAAAUUAAUGAGUAAUAUGCGUAAAAAACGCAGUGCUCAUGAAAGAGCCAAGGAAAUAGUUUCAAGUGGCGAAUGGUCUUCCGGAAAACGAUGGGGCGAAGAUGCACCCAAAGAGAAAAUUAGUGCUGAUUCAGUAAGUCUUAUGGGCAGUGGAGCCUGCGGAGCUUUAGUUCAUGGCUUAGAAGAUGAGUUCUUAGAAGUUAGAAAUGCAGCGGUCGAUUCUAUGUGCAUAUUAGCGCUCCAUAAUUCUGAGUUUGCUGAAAUGUCUUUGGAUUUUCUUGUUGAUAUGUUUAAUGAUGAAAUCGAAGAUGUUAGAUUGAAAGCCAUAAGCAGUUUGUCUAAAAUUUCUGAAAAUAUUGUACUGAGAGAAGAUCAAUUAGAAACAAUUUUAGGAGCACUGGAGGACUUUUCAGUCGAGGUACGAGAAGGGCUGCAUGAUAUGUUGGGGUCAUGUAAUCUUGCAAGUGCAGAUUGUUUACAAAUGCUCUUAGAAAAAUUAUUGGACACAUUGCAAAAGUAUCCACAGGAUAAAGUCUCGACUUGGGGCUGUACAAUGCGCGUUGGAUCGAGACACCCAUCAUUUGUUUUGAUGUUAGCACCUCAAUUAAUUCAGGUGCAUCCUUUUCUCGAACAAGCAGAACCAAAUAUAGAUGAUCCUGCAUAUGUUGCAGUUUUAAUAAUGGUUUUGAAUGCUGCACAAUUUAGUAGGCCUUUGUUAGCCCUUUUUCCACAAUAUAUUACUUGGCACUAUGACUAUUUACGAGAUACAAUGCCUCAUAGAGUUCCACGGUUAUUAUUCUCCGGAGGCAACGACAUUGAACGAAAAUUGAAGGCGAAUGUUGACUCACACAAGUUUCUUAAAUUAUUUAUUGAACAAAUUGAUAAUGCAAUGGAAAACUGCACAAGAGAAAAUUUGAUAUUGCUAUUCAAAAGGGCGCAAACAGACCUUGAGAAAUUAGCUGAAAUUGAUCUCGAUAUUUCUGGGCCAGCACAAUUUAUGAAUAUUUACAUAAAUGCACAAUCUUUAUUGAUUAAAUCAUUAGAUUGUCGUGAGGUUUAUACAACUAAUGGGCCUCCGACAUUUAUUAUACUGCUUCUACAAAAAUGUCAACAAUUACAGCAUAUGUUUGCUGGGUUAUCCAUAGAAAUGAUGGGAUAUGUCAGGCAAUUGUGUCUAAAAGCGUGCGCCAUGCAUUUAGCUGCAACUGUUCGAGAUGAUAAAUACUCCGCGCUCUCAUCCUGCCAGACAUUUCUAACAUUAUGCAAAGACAUUAAACAAUAUUUAAUGCAAUAUAAUAUAGUUCCAGAUGUUUUCACAGCCCAAGUAUUUGAACAAUUAACCCAACUGGAGAAUGAUUCUCGUGGUACUAAGGCACUUUUGCCAGGACCAGUUGGCAGAGCACUUAUGCCAAUUCUACAAAAUAGUAAACUUGACAAAUUACCAAUACCUGAAAGAAAUAUACGUAUUACUUAUGCAAAAAUGUAUAAGCCAACAGGACAUUUAGAUGCCACAAUACAAGUAACGGCAGGAUUGAUAGCAUCUGUUGACUUACAUGCUGAUGUAUAUAAUAUUGUUGAUAUAAACAGUUUGCGAAUAUUUGUUAAAUAUCCAGAUCAAAGAGUGCACAUGUUACAACCAAGAAAAGGGCACAUCAAACCGUUGCCAGAAUAUGAAGGAUCUGGGUAUCGUGUGAGAACUACUGCUCUCCUAUCCCAUGGAGUUUGGUCAGAAUCAUGCCAUGUCAAUGUCGGUUUAUGUUUGGCUCCACCGUAUUUAUUUGUCAGUCAAUUAACGAGCAACAUUGCAACACAUGAAGGUUUGCAAUUAUGUCAGCCUGUGCAAGUCGGAUUAUCUCCCAAACCCAUCAAAAGAGGAAUUUAAAAUGUAUCUUAUCACCUGAAAUAAAUAAGUCAAAUAAAAAAACUUCUUUUAAUACAUUUACAUCGGAGAUACAUUUCAAAUUUACAAUUAAUUUACAUGAUUCAUAAAUUGUGAUAUAAACCAUAAUCAACCAAAGAACACGGUUUACAGAAAAUUGGAAUGUAUAAUUUGUAUCAAUGCUUUAUAUAUUUGACUCCUGACAAUCUUAAUUAUACACCUACACAUAAUUUUCUAUACACUAUGGCUAGGCUUCUCUCAAACUCUGAUCCAAAGUUUAGGGAUAUAUGAAAUCACGUCCAUCAUUAUUUGAAUAUAAUUAAAGUUUGUGUUUAAAAUAAAUUCAAAUAAAACAAUUCAGGAAUAUAUACAAUUAUAUAUAAUAUAGGGAUGGUAGUUUCCAUAUUUGCAAAUUGGAAAUAAAUAUUACUAUGAUUUAUUACAUUAAAAAUAAUUCAACAAAAAAAAUUCAGAUAUGUAACGCACCUGUACACACAAUUAGCAAUAGGAAAAUCUAGCCACAAAUAUUUUUAACAAUUUAUUUAAUACUUAUGUUCUAGAAAUACAAAGUGUAAAGUUCAAGGUUUGUAUAGCUUAAUAAAGUAAACAUUUUAAAAUGUAAUGAAUUUAUCUGCAAAUAGUCAAAAUCAAAAUUACUAUAUAAUGAUUAUUGAAAUAAUGCUUUUAUAGAUUGCAUUUCAAUCUGUAUUAAAUUGUAUGUAAAUCACAGCACAAGAUCUAACACACAAUUCAUCUAACAGAAAGAACUAAAUAAUUUUAAUGUUAUUAAAAAUUACAUAUAAAAUAACUUUUACAAUAAAGUAACCUUACAUGAGAUGUGUUGAUUUCAGAUACUUUUCAUACAACAGUGCUUUCUGUAUAAACAAUAUAAUAUAAAUAACGGUACAGCCACUAUAUUUUUAAGUGUGAGUGGCAAAAAUAAUAGACAGACUGCACUGCUGCAUAUAUAUUAGGGGAUUUGGGAGGCAGGCGACUUGUGUAUCUU